AUAAAAGCGACCGGGAAAGUCAGGGAAUUUAUUUCUAUUUAAAAUGUCUAUCUCUACAGCGACAAUAAAAUAUUUGAUUGGAAUCAACUCGGAUAUUUCUAGCAAUGUCUUUUAUCUUGAUGAACAAACGAUCCUUUAUCCGUGUGGAUGUUACUGUGUCUUUUAUAACACCGAACAGAAGACCAUGCGAUUGCUCUUAGCAUCAGAGAAAGGAGCUGAAAUAACUGCCAUGACUAUUAGUCCUAACCGUAGCUAUACCGCUGUUGGUUUGAAAUACGAGAAACCGUCUGUAAACAUUCUUGAUUUGUUUGCUUUCCGGAAAAAGAAGACAUUAGUUUGUCCGGAAUUAUUUUCUUGUAAAAUAGUUAGUUUGUCUUUUUCAUCUGAUUCUCGAUGCAUCAUAGCGAUAUGUGACGAUCCAUCACGAACUCUCCUUUACUGGUCAUGGGAAAAAUCGAGGCUACUCAUAACAGCCAAAGUCACGAAUUCUGCGGUACCAGAGACUCUUAAUUUUAUCAGCUUCAAUCCGCAGGAUCAUCUUAACGUGUAUGCUUUUGGUAAUGGACUUCUAAAAUCAUUCCGAUUCGUCGAAGGUAACCUCAAACAGUUCAAUUUCCCGAAGAUCGAACCUCGAGAUUUCAAAUGCUAUUGUUGGGAUGCGAACGAGCGUCUUUUGGUGGGUACAGGCAAUGGAAGAGUGUUGUUUAUUGAAGGUACGGAUUUAAGACUCGAUUUUAACGUAUUCCAAUAUUUGAAUAUUCCAAACGAUGCUGCAAGGACGCACGGAGUGACAGCAAUCGUAAGUUAUUCUAAAGGGUUUAUUACAGCGUGUGGUACGCAAUAUGUGCAGUUUUUUGAAAGAGUUGAAGACAAAGAUAAUUACAAGUUUGUUAGGGAUGUUUUGCUACCGUCAGAUACAUUGGACAAUAACAAAUUAUGCGACCAGGUAAUAAAAUGGAUGGUGGUGAAUCCAACGGAGGAUGUUCUCGUUAUUAGCACCAAUAUGAAACAAAUGUAUUCUACACAAGUUAAUCCACCUGAAACGAAAUAUAUGAAGCAGACGAGCGUGUUUGAUGUUUUAGUACAGCCUUUCCAUUAUAAAUCUGUCACUGGCUGUUGUGUCUGCUCGUGGAAGCCUCUCAUUGCAACCAGCUCUCUGGACGGUUCCAUAAAAGUGUGGAACUAUGAAACGUUUACCUUAGAACUUUCUAAAGACUUUUCAGAAGAAGUAUACAGCAUAUCUAUGCACCCAAUGGGACUAUUUCUUCUGGCAGGUUUCAGCGACAAAUUACGUUUCAUGUAUAUUCUCAGAGACGACUUCAAACAGUUUAAGGAAUUCAGUAUCCGCAUGUGUACACAUUGCAACUUCAGUCGAGGUGGGCACAUGUUCGCGGCGGUCAACAACAACUUUAUACAGGUAUACUCGUCGAUUACUUUCGAAAUGCUGGCCAACCUGAAAGGUCACAACGGCAAAGUUCAAGCUACCGCCUGGUGUAUGGAUGAUAAUAAUCUAAUCUCAUGCGGUUUGGAUGGGGCUGUUUAUGACUGGGAAUUAAAAACCGGGAAACGAAUUGGUCAGUGUGUCUUGAAAUCCUGCGCCUAUAACGAUGUCAUUAUAAAUUUCGAAAACAAGAAUUUCUAUGCCGUAGGCUCAGAUUAUUCUAUGAAAGAAAUCCACGAGUCUGACAUACUGCGAACAUUUCCAUCGGGUGACGUGCUUUUCACUUCAAUUGCUCUGUCAUGGUCCAAUACAAUGCUAUUUGUUGGCACUAAUAAUGGUUAUAUAAGAAGCUUGGAGUAUCCUAUAAUGCUUCCGGGAAGAUGGCUUGAUUAUCCAUGUCAUAGUCUCGACACUACACACAUGACUUUUACAACUGAUGAUCGAUACUUAAUCUCAACAUCAAAAGAUGCCUCGAUAGCAAUAUGGAAGGUAAACGUUGCUGAAAGUCGGGCUUUGAAACGUGACCGGAGUACUAUUUGGUCCGAGGAGAUCUUAAUCCCAAGGUCCGAUUUGGAAGAAAAAAAUAGUUCGCUUGCAGAGUUGAAAUCUCGUGUAGAAGAACUUAACAUGGAAAACGAAUACCAGAUGCAUCUCAAAGACAUGAGCUACAACGACAAAAUAAGAGAGAUGACCGAAACAUUUAUUCAAGAAAUGGAAAAUUUGAAAACCAAAAACCAAGCCCUACAGAAUGACAAAACCAAACAGGAAUCCAGACAUGACGAGAUAAUGACAGAAAUGCUGGAAAAGCACUGCAGAGAACUUCAGUUCAUCGAAUCUGCCAACGAUAAAAAGUUAUUAGAAGAAUAUGAAAAAUUCAAGGAUCUUCAUAAUAGGUUGUUAAGACUGCAAGAAGAACAUGACCAACAGGUACAAGAACUGGAAGAAAAGCAAGAACUUCUACAAGAACAAUUGACAGCACACUACGAAGGGAAACUUCAAGAAGUGGAGAAGAAACUGGAGCAGCGCCUGGAGGAUAUUAUGCUGCAGCAGAAAGAAUACGAUGAAAUGAAAAAACAGAUCGAGGAAGAUGCAGAUAUGGAAAUCGUCUACACAAAAACCGAUUACGAACAACAGCUGUAUCACGAGAGAUAUUCCAAUUCUAAAAUCAAAGAUGAAAACAGUAUUUUGAAGAAGAAGCUCUUAGCUUUCCCCAAAGAACUAAAAGAAAGCAAGGAAGAGUGUAAAAAGUAUAAACUCGAGAUAAAGAGACUGAACAUUAUUAUAGGUAAUCUAGAGAAAGAUAUACAAAGUUUAAAGAAAGAACUACAGAACCAAGAUCACGGACUACAGGACGAAGAGAAACGGUUCUAUGAUCUGAAGUUGAAGAAUCAUGAAAUCGAGAAACUGAAAUGCGAACUUGAAUACAACAAGAUCAUCGAACUGAGACAGCAAAUCGAACAGAGGGAGGUGGAAAUUAGUAACAUGAAGGAGCAGAUCAAAGCUAUGCAAAGCGAACUGGAAAACUUCACUCAACAGUUUAUCAUCAUGGACCACACGACAGCAGAAACGAAACAGAAACUGGCGGCCACUUCUCUAGAAUUGAGCAAAGAACGGAUGUCGCUACAUCGGAAAACAGCUUUGUUGGAUAGGUUCUGCGCCGAUCUUAUCGACUGCACGUCCUUCAUACAAGACCCGAUGAGGUUAAAGAGCAGUAUCAAAGCCCUCUAUGCCAAAUACAUCGAGAGGAAUGUCGAUAAGAUUGUCACUACAGAUCCCAACAUACAGGUGGAAUGGGGUCGGCAGCGGAACCAUUUCGAAUACAGCAUACACAAACUGAAGCACCAGUUGAACCGCACCGUGAAAAACGCUUCUCUGGAGAAUGAGGUCCUGGUAAAUAAAUGCAAUAAAAUGGGAGAAGUGUUGCAAUUGGAGAGAGAAAAGAACCGUCGUUUGCUGUCUAUAAUGGAACGAGCUAAAUGAAAAAAAAACGAAAAACGAAAAAGAAAAUGGAUCUAAUUUUUGAUCAUUGGACUUCAAUCAUUCAAACAAAACGAAACGAAACGGCCGGUUUUUACAUUCAGCAAUAAAAACCGUGCUGUUAAGUAA
Octopus sinensis (East Asian common octopus) is the source of this 3547-nucleotide messenger RNA. Its product is annotated as cilia- and flagella-associated protein 57-like. Lineage: Eukaryota; Metazoa; Mollusca; Cephalopoda; Octopoda; Octopodidae. The transcript has a single exon. Gene Ontology annotation, molecular function: protein binding. Bases 44 to 3421 code for a protein of 1125 amino acids. The record is from RefSeq and is a predicted model, not a curated record.